This is a messenger RNA of Cephus cinctus (wheat stem sawfly), 1794 nucleotides long. It is a transcript of the gene Nup154, whose product is annotated as nuclear pore complex protein Nup155. Gene Ontology annotation, biological process: transcription-dependent tethering of RNA polymerase II gene DNA at nuclear periphery; protein import into nucleus; protein localization to nuclear inner membrane. The record is from RefSeq and is a predicted model, not a curated record. NCBI's taxonomy places the organism in Eukaryota, Metazoa, Arthropoda, Insecta, Hymenoptera, Cephidae. Gene Ontology annotation, molecular function: protein binding; structural constituent of nuclear pore. Gene Ontology annotation, cellular component: nuclear pore; nuclear pore inner ring.
CGAAACCAGAGUAAAAUUGAGAUCACCAAAAACAGGCCCAUUGGCAAGCUCCCUACUCAUCUCUGACUCUACAUCCAACCCCUGCAGUACAAGUUGGUAGAAUUGAGCGGGAACAAGAAGCGUUGCGUAUUGUUUUUAGUUUGCCUACAUCUUUCAAUAGAUUUUGUGUGUAAAUGAACAAAAAUGGAGCCAUUGAAAAUUCAUUUAGAUGCUCUAGAAAUGGCUGGGAAGACAGUGGACAAAUUUAUUAUUGCUGACAGUAAUUUUCCAUCUCUAAUUAAUCUUAUGCGCUAUAAUGUACAGGGUGGCCCAACUGUCAGCGGAUUGGAUGAUCAUGAUUAUCCAAAUUUGAACGGAGGAGCCUUAAGUUUGUCACAUAUUAAUCAAAUGAGAAUGCGUGGGAAAAUUCCCUUACCAUCUGAAGUAAUGGAACAUUUUGGCCAUAUGCAAUGCCACUGUAUGAUGGGAUUGUUUAUAGACAUUUCUAAAGCCUGGCUUACCAUCGACAGCGAUAUCUACGUUUGGUCUUUCGAAAACGAAUCGGACGUAGCAUACUUCGAUGGAUUAAAUGAAACCAUUAUAAGCGUGGGGCUAGUAAAGCCAAAACCAGGAAUAUUUCAAAGCUACGUGAAAUAUUUGCUUAUACUUACGACGACUGUUGAAAUUACUGUUCUUGGGGUCAUUUUAUCUGAUAAUGAAAACGAUUCACUUGGAGAAAUGCAAUUAGUACCAGAACCAAUUUUUACUGUACCUACCGACGGUAUAGCUAUUACAACCAUAGCGAACACAAGCACCGGUAGAAUAUUUCUUGGCGGCAGAGACGGAUCCUUGUUUGAAAUAUAUUAUCAGGCCGAGAGCAGCUGGUUUGGAAAACGAUGCAAGAAAGUGAAUCAUUCCGAAGGACCUUUAUCAUUUUUGGUUCCGUCAUUUGUGACUGUUGCUUUAGUAGAAGAAGAAGCUAUUGCACAAAUUUCAGUAGAUGAUUCUCGAAAUAUAUUAUAUACUCUUGGCGAUAAAGGCACUAUUACGGUGUGGGAUAUUGAUAAUGAAACUGCGUCAAAAGUCACAUCAAUAUCCCAAUCCUCCCUUGUACAAAAUGCAGUUCAUGUCGUGAAGACUUUGGAUAGCAAUAAUUUCAGACCAUUAGUGAGUAUAUCUGCAAUAAUGGAAUCAGAAUGUGUGCAUUUGAACUUAGUUGCUGUAGCAGCAACUGGAACACGUUUCUAUUUAAGUUGUACGUCCGGUACAAGUCUAUCGAAUCGACCGCAAACGCUUCAAUUAAUACACGUACGAUUACCACCGGGAUAUGCAGCGAAUGCUCCGGUGAUGAGACCAAGAAAGGUCCAAAUGGCACAUUACAGAAAGGGUACAUUAUUUCUUGUUUGUGGAGGUGAAACGGAAACUGUAUGGUGUCUUAGCAAUGACGCUUAUCCAUUUGUAACUUAUUUGGCUGAAUCACAGAGUAUUUUACCACUUGAUAGUCCAGUAUGGGCCAUGGCAGAGAUUUCAAUUGAAUCAUCCGUUCAUGUAGAAAAACAAAGUAUCUCACAAGGUGAACCACCAUUACUCGUUAGACAACAUAUGGAACCACCGAGGAAGUUCAUAUACCUUACUGCACAGGGAGUCAUAAAGUUGGAACAAGUACGUCCUGUAGAUAUUUUACAUCAACUACUUUUGGAACAACGAGGUCCUGAUACUGAACCUGUACGUGCUUACUUUCGAACACAAUCUCCCGAACAAGCUUGUGCUACAUGUCUCAUUUUGGCUACACAAGACGUUUCCCCAAACACACAG